Scedosporium apiospermum is the source of this 306-nucleotide messenger RNA. RefSeq lists its product as uncharacterized. The record is from RefSeq and is a predicted model, not a curated record. Bases 1 to 306 code for a protein of 101 amino acids. The transcript is spliced from 5 exons. Gene Ontology annotation, biological process: proton motive force-driven ATP synthesis. NCBI's taxonomy places the organism in Eukaryota, Fungi, Ascomycota, Sordariomycetes, Microascales, Microascaceae.
AUGAGCUACGUACCUAAGCGAGCGUUGUCCACGCUCAUCCCCCCAAAGGUUGCGUCUCCUAAGGCCAUUGGAGCCAACCCCGAUGCCGUCCGAAUGCAGAGGGUAGUAAACUUCUACGAGAAGCUCCCCCGAGGUGCUGCUCCUGAAGUUAAGGCUACCGGUCUUCUAGGCCGAUACCAGGCCAAGCAUUUCGGAAAGACCCCCACUGCCAAGCCCAUUAUCCACGUCGUCGUCUUCCUAGUUGCGAUUGGUUAUGCCCAGAACUACUACUACCAUCUUCGCCACCAUAAGAACAACGCCCACUAA